This is a messenger RNA of Mus pahari (shrew mouse), 2725 nucleotides long. RefSeq names its product reticulon 4 interacting protein 1 (gene Rtn4ip1). Gene Ontology annotation, cellular component: mitochondrion. The transcript is spliced from 10 exons. The coding region runs from base 180 to 1373 and encodes 397 amino acids. Lineage: Eukaryota; Metazoa; Chordata; Mammalia; Rodentia; Muridae. Gene Ontology annotation, molecular function: zinc ion binding; oxidoreductase activity. The record is from RefSeq and is a predicted model, not a curated record.
AGACCGCGGCCGGGGUCGCGUCGGGAAUCCGCCUGACCUCGGGGUUGCGGGCGCUGUUUGCUCGUCCCGCUGAGGGCUCCCUGCUUGUUUGCCUUUUUUUUUUUUUUUCCUUAAGGGGAUGGAGAGCGUAAGGAAGGAAUGGCCAGAGUACCGACUGGACGCCAACCGGGGCAUUUCUGAUGAUGGACGUUUUGAAGACCUGUGUGCUUAGAAGAAGUGCUUGUGCCGCCGCCUGCUUCUGGAGAAGGAAAGUUAUCCCAAAGCCACCAUUUAGAGGCAUUAGAACCACGUCUGCGAGGAGCACGGUUAUGCCCGCUUGGGUGAUAGAUAAAUAUGGAAAGAAUGAAGUCCUUCGAUUCACCCAGAACAUGAUGUUGCCUAUCAUACACUAUCCAAACGAAGUCAUUAUCAAAGUCCACGCUGCCAGUGUAAAUCCUAUAGAUGUUAAUAUGAGAAGUGGUUAUGGAGCCACAGCCCUAAAUAUGAAGCGUGAUCCCCUGCAUAUGAGAACCAAAGGAGAAGAGUUCCCCCUGACUCUGGGUCGGGAUGUCUCUGGUGUGGUGAUGGAGUGUGGGCUUGAUGUGAAGUAUUUCCAGCCUGGAGAUGAGGUCUGGGCUGCAGUUCCUCCUUGGAAGCAAGGCACUCUCUCAGAAUUUGUUGUGGUCAGUGGGAAUGAGGUUUCACACAAGCCCAAAUCGCUCACUCAUACUCAAGCUGCCUCCCUGCCAUAUGUGGCUCUCACUGCCUGGUCUGCCAUAAACAAGGUCGGCGGCCUGAGUGACAGGAACUGCAAGGGGAAGCGUGCGUUAAUCUUGGGUGCGUCAGGUGGAGUUGGUACUUUUGCGAUACAGGUAAUGAAAGCAUGGGGUGCGCAUGUGACGGCCGUUUGCUCGAAAGAUGCCAGUGAACUUGUGAGGAAGCUUGGAGCAGAUGAAGUCAUUGAUUACACAUUGGGAAGUGUGGAAGAGCAACUGAGAUCUCUAAAACUGUUUGACUUUAUCCUUGAUAACGUUGGUGGAUCUACUGAAACAUGGGCUCUAGAUUUUCUCAAGAAGUGGUCAGGAGCUACCUAUGUGACUCUGGUGACUCCUUUCCUCCUGAACAUGGACCGACUGGGCGUUGCUGAUGGCAUGCUGCAGACAGGAGUCACCGUGGGUACAAAGGCAUUGAAGCAUCUCUGGCAAGGAGUCCAUUACAGAUGGGCCUUCUUCAUGGCCAGCGGUCCAUAUCUAGAUGAAAUUGCAGAACUGGUGGAUGCAGGAAAGAUUCGGCCAGUUAUUGAACAGACGUUCCCAUUUUCUGAAGUCCCAGAAGCCUUCCUGAAGGUGGAGAGAGGCCACGCCCGAGGAAAGACUGUGGUUAAUGUAGUUUAAAUACAUAUAUGGGCAAGCCGUCGGAUUGCCGCUCUCUGCUAGCCGAGUGCCUCUGACCCAGACCUCAAGCCCUCACCACACAUUCUCCUGAGUCAGAUUUUAAGUUUCAUGAUCCGUGUAAAAACCUACACCUGGACUGGUGAGAGAGCUCACAGAUAAAGUUGCCCGCAGCGCAAGCAUGGCUGCCUGAGUUCAGUUCCUGGAGCCCACACGAAGGCGAACUGAUUCCACUACACUGUUCUCUCUCUCCUUCCCCCACCAUGUACACACCUCCACAGAGAUGAAGAAAAUGCAUAAUGCUUGUGUGGGCACACGCGCCAGGCGCACUUGUGGACAUCACAGAGAACCUUCAGGAGCCAGUGCUAGCCUUUACCCCCGGAGUCGUCUCACUGGCCCAAUAAAAAACAUUUUUAAAAACAUGUGUUUUAAAAAAUACUUGAAAAUUAUUUAAGUUGACAUACAGAAUAGAGUUUCUUCAUGGCAGUCCACAUGUAGAUUCAUGGAAUGUAGCCUUUCGUGCUAAUCAUUUGCCAGUGCUCAGGCCAGAACUGUCAGCUCCUGCACGUGCCUGCAGGCAGUGGGAAGUACGUGGUGGUUUGUUUUAAUUUAUGUUGAUUUUCUGUCAUGUGUAUGGGUAUUUGCCUAUGUGUAUGUGCACCACAUGGCAUGUCUUGUACCUGGAGCGCCCAGAGGUGGGUGUCAGGUCCUCUGGAACUGAAUUAACAGGUGAUUAUGAGCUGCCAUGUAGGCACUGGGAAUUGAACCUGGGUCCUCAGGCAAAGCAGCCAGUGUUCCUAACUGCGGAGCUGUCUCCAGCCUCUGCACGGUGGUUUUGUUUUCAUAAGCCAUGGUUUGACCCAGCUCUGUAGAUUUUUGUGGCCUUUUUUUAGCUCAAACCCCACUAUCUUACCUUAAUGUCUGUGAGAUUCUAAAAUGGGUCAGAACAUCUCCCAAGGACCUAUAUGUGCAGCAUACACUUGUGAUAAUGUUGGGAGGUGGCAGAACUUUAAGGUAGGAAUUAGUGGGAGGAAGUGGGGAGGCGCUGUUGGAGGAGAUACCAGGACCCAAUUCUUUCUUGCUUCUAUGUCCUGAUCGCCUGUAGGCAAGUCUGGGGAGCGUUCUCUUGAUUGAUGGUUGAUGUGGAUGGGUCCAACCCACUGUGGGAGGUGCCAUCCCUGGGUAAGUAGUCAUGGGGUGUAUAAGAAACCAAACUCAGUAAGGUAAGGGGAAGACAGCCAGUCAGCAGUGCUACUCUGCGGCCUCUGCGUCAGUUCCUGCCUCCAGGUUCCUUCAUUCCUUGAGUUUCUGCCUCUAUGAAGUACUGUAAUCUGUGAGAUGUAAUAAACCCUUUC